GCCUCCUCGCUCGUCCUUUUGAAAGUCAAACGAGAGAAAGCGACAGAAUCUCCUGUUGAUACAUUGAUAGGCUCCAUCAUUCUCCAUUGCUGCUCUGUGAUCGUUCUGUCCUUUCUUCUUCCAUGAAUCUGAGCGGUGCAUCGAACUCCGGAGGCGCCGGAUCGAACGAUUCUUCGCCACCCAAAAAGAAUUCCAAGAGACCCAAAUACUCGAGGUUUACUCAGCAAGAGUUGCCAGCUUGCAAGCCAAUACUAACUCCGCAAUGGGUGAUCUCCGCGUUCGCUCUCAUCAGCAUCAUCUUUGUCCCCAUCGGUGUUGCCUCCCUGCUUGCAUCACGGGAUGUUGUUGAAAUCAUUGACCGGUAUGAGACAGAGUGCAUUCCAGAGAGCUCAAGAGGCAAUAAGCUUGCAUUUAUACAGGACCCGAAAACAGACAAAACCUGCAUCAGGACAAUAACAGUGCCGAAGCUUAUGAAGCAGCCUAUUUAUGUGUAUUAUCAGCUUGAUAACUUCUACCAAAAUCAUCGCAGGUAUGUCAAGAGUCGAAGCGAUGAGCAGCUGCAGAAGCCUGGGCAACAAAAUUCCACGAGCACCUGUGAACCCGAAGACACCACAGCAGAUGGAUCUCCAAUUGUUCCUUGUGGUCUCAUAGCUUGGAGUUUGUUCAACGACACAUACAGUUUCACUCGCAAAAACCAGGCGCUGACUGUGAACAAGAAGGAUAUUUCCUGGAAAAGCGACAGGGACCGCAAGUUUGGUGACAAUGUCUUUCCUAAGAACUUCCAAAGUGGGACUCUGAUAGGUGGUGGAAAACUCGACACGACAAAACCAUUGAGUGAGCAAGAGGAUCUUAUUGUUUGGAUGAGGACUGCAGCCCUUCCAACCUUUAGGAAGUUGUAUGGGAAGAUAGAGGUGGACCUUGAAGCAAAUGAAGUGAUAAGUGUGAUGCUAGGGAACAAUUACAACACAUACAGUUUCGGAGGGAAGAAGAAGCUGGUGCUUUCGACCACGAGUUGGCUGGGAGGGAAGAAUGACUUUCUUGGCAUUGCAUAUCUCACAGUUGGCGGGUUGUGCUUCUUCUUGGCAAUGGCCUUCACUAUCAUAUAUCUGGUCAAACCAAGGCAGCUUGGUGACCCUUCCUAUUUAUCAUGGAACAGAAAUCCAUCCGGACAUUGAAUGUUUCAGGUACUUUGAUGCUGUGGACAUUGAUGACUUGGCUUCUUACUUCAGAUAAUUGUAUGUAUACUUUGAUGCUGCGGACAUUGAUGACUUGGCUUCUUACUUCAGAUAAUUGUAUGUAACUCCUAGUGUAUUCUGAAAUCCACAUGAUUUCAUAUAUAACUUCAAAGCAAGCUCCUUGAAAGAGUUGGAAGUCUUGGAGUUUGAUGGGAGUGCAAGACAUUGAUGAAAUGAAUGUAUUAUUUCAGGAAAAGAAAUUGCAUAUCCUUUCUUGUUCUUUCA
Molecule: messenger RNA, 1460 nt
Organism: Magnolia sinica
Lineage: Eukaryota; Viridiplantae; Streptophyta; Magnoliopsida; Magnoliales; Magnoliaceae
Product: ALA-interacting subunit 3-like
Exons: 8
Coding region: 123-1175 (350 amino acids)
Cellular component (GO): plasma membrane; Golgi apparatus; endoplasmic reticulum
Source: RefSeq, a predicted model, not a curated record